Molecule: messenger RNA, 2707 nt
Organism: Ahaetulla prasina
Lineage: Eukaryota; Metazoa; Chordata; Lepidosauria; Squamata; Colubridae
Gene: DUSP13A
Product: dual specificity phosphatase 13A
Exons: 3
Coding region: 2116-2694 (192 amino acids)
Biological process (GO): protein dephosphorylation; negative regulation of MAPK cascade
Cellular component (GO): cytoplasm
Molecular function (GO): protein tyrosine/serine/threonine phosphatase activity; MAP kinase phosphatase activity
Source: RefSeq, a predicted model, not a curated record
AAGGUUGGAGACCCCUGUUAUAAAGUAUUUCCAUCCAUGAAUGGCAGUAACUUUUUGCUGACAGAAUUGCAGUGAUUGGUUUUCUUAAGAAUUGAAUACAGACGGCUGUUACAUGUGUUUUACUAACUUGUUCAUAAUUUCCCAUAAACCAUUUGCUCUCAAAAUAGUACUCCAAACCCAGUUGGCUGCCUCUUUCUAAAUCUGAAUCCAUGGCUCAUUUCAAAAAUAGGACCAGAAGCACCAGCGGUACCACCAGUAUGUAAAACCACUCGGCACGCACAUAGUUAUGGGAGCUCUGGCCUGAACUUGAAGGUAGAAGGAAAAGAUGGGGAAGCUAAGGUAGAAAUGAUGGCAUUUAAAACCUUUUCUGAGUUUUGAAGAAAUCUGAAACACCUGCCAAAGUCAACAAAACACAAACCAUUUCAACAGAUUUUUCAGAAUAGAAUUGAAUAGAAUUUUUAUUGGCCAAGUGUGAUUGGGCACACAAGGAAUUUGUCUUGGUGCAUAGGCUCUCAGUGUACAUAAAAAAAAAGAUACCUUCAUCAAGGUACAACAUUUACAACACUUAAUGAUAGUCAUAGGCUACAAAUAAGCAAUCAGGAAACAAUCAAUAUCAAUACAAAUCAUAAGGAUUACCAGUAACAAAGUUACAGUCAUAUAGUCAUAAGUGGAAGGAUUUGGGUGAUGGGAACGAUGAGAAGAUUCAUAGUAGUGCAGAUUUAGUAAAUAGUUUGACAGUGUUGAGGGAAUUAUUUUUUUAGCAGUGUGAUGGCCUUCGGGGAAAAACUGUUCUUGUGUCUAGUUGUUCUGGUGUGCAGUGCUCUAUAGCGUUGUUUUGAGGGUAGGAGGUGAAACAGUUUAUUCUAUUCUAUUCUAUUCUAUUAUCUUGUCUGGACCUGGAGCUUUUCCUGGCUUUUGUCUGUGAAAUAGGUCCUGCACUUCCUUUUCUGCGAUCACUAGGGGUUGUGAACCCAAUGGGAUGGGGUCAGUUGUAGGAGGCUUGGCUGUUGUUGGUGUGUCUGAGAUGGGGGUUGUGGAGAUAGGUGGCUCUAGUUUCCUUUCAAACCUGCAGUAAAACUCAUUCAGGUCAUCUGCCAGUUGUUGAUUUCCUUCAGCCUGGGACUCAAAAUAAGACCCAUUUCCUGAUUCAUAUUUAUCCCACAUAUCUUAAAAAUGGCUGAGGUUGAGAAACGCUGCUGUGGAAUCAAACUUACUGUUUGUAAACAUAACAGUAAUAUACUUAUUACACCAUGGGGUCUCCUUUCCGCCAAAGGAUGCUUUGGUUCCAGAUUGUAGCCAUUCCAUAGCAGUCUUAAUCAAAUGAAGUAGCUUUUUCCACUCUCCCAAUGCUCCAAGACUACAAUUGUUGCAACUCUUCUGGAGAGCAUCAAGUUGAAGGCUUUUAUUUAUUUAUUUUAUAUGGCGUAACAAAAUACAGCAUUAAUGCAUAAAAUUCACAAAAUAGCAUAUAAAGUGUGUAAAAAUAGAUAAAACACCAGAACAGUGAAUUAGUUUAAAAGUAUGAAUGAUGAAUACAAUUAAAUUAUGUAUGAGCAGUUACUACAAUGGCCGGAUAUCUAAAUCAUUUAGCCAUUGGACAGCACUGCCUUCAAGAUGACAUAGUUCUUGCAGGGAUCCAGGGAACCUCCUGAGGGGGCGUUCUGUCACAAUAUAAUGUAAAGUUUGUGGGACAUUCCCACAGUCACAGUAUUAUCAACCAGCCCCCAGUUGUAUUUCCAAUAUUGGCACCUGCCAUGGUUGCUUUAGAUCUGGUUGAGCGCUGUCCAGUUUUUCCUUGGAAGAUCAAAGCCAAAGGGGCAUUGUAAUGGAUCAGUGGAGGUGGCUGAAUGGCAAGAAAAUGCAGGUCAUGGACUUGUUUUUUCCUGCCGGAAGGGAUGUGACUCUACAAUUAUUCUUCCAGCUCUUAGACUUUAUGCUUCUGCCACAGCUGUCAUUGAAUGGCAGUUUUAGGGAUGAUUCGACUGCAGACCUAAGCACAUGCUUUGUUGAUGUCCAGCUCCUGGCAUUGCUCCAUUUUCAAAAUAACAAGUGAUCUGCUCUGGAGCGAGCCUGGGUUGCAUUCUCAGGUGUCAGAUUGUCAAGCUGCUACUUUAAAUGACCAUGGCUGACCAGUGCGUUUCACUGGGCCCUAAAGAUCUCGGACCCUCGACUGAAGACAGUCCCAGUGUUCAAGAUUUAGAGCAGCUGCUGAAUACUGGGAGCCCUUCCUGCCACCACACUGACGAAGUGUGGCCUAAUCUUUUCUUAGGAGAUCACGUAACAGCGCAUAGCAGAUUUGACUUAUGGAAAAUGGGGAUUAGUCACAUUUUAAAUGCAGCCCACGGCACUCUAUAUUGCCAAGAGUCACAUGACUUUUAUGGCACUACGAUUGAAUACCAUGGCGUACCAGCUCACGAUCUUCCCAGUUUUGAUAUAAGCCUAUAUUUUUACUCUUCUGCGGAGUUUAUACACAAGGCUUUGACUACACCCGGAGGCAAAAUCUUUGUCCACUGUGCCUUUGGGAUAAGCAGGUCCUCCUCUUUGGUGCUGGCAUACCUUAUGAUUUACCAUCAUUUCUCAUUGGUUAAAGCGAUACAGACAGUAAAAGAACAUCGCUGGAUCUUCCCUAAUCGAGGUUUCCUGAAACAAUUAAGAAAUUUGGACCUUCAGCUAAGAAAAAAACUGAACAAAUAAAGAAAUGGAAUAU